Molecule: messenger RNA, 2601 nt
Organism: Fonsecaea nubica
Lineage: Eukaryota; Fungi; Ascomycota; Eurotiomycetes; Chaetothyriales; Herpotrichiellaceae
Exons: 1
Coding region: 1-2601 (866 amino acids)
Biological process (GO): carbohydrate metabolic process
Molecular function (GO): carbohydrate binding; hydrolase activity, hydrolyzing O-glycosyl compounds
Source: RefSeq, a predicted model, not a curated record
AUGCCCCAAAUAGAAAGCAUUCCCAAGUCAUACAGGCCAGUCAUUCCGCAGUCCAAGGCGCCAGCAGCGGUUCAGCUUCAAUCAGAAGACCUAGAGUCACCGGUCAGCUUUACAUUCGAAGCCAUCCGACCCAACAUAUUCAGGACGACAUUCACUUCGGACUCGCAUCCACUCCCUCCAUACCCGUCAAUCCCGCAGCCAGAGAGGAAGCUGGAUAAUGUCAACAUCAACUCCAACCAGAUCGGCGAGUCAAGUUGUUCCUUCGAGCUCGGUGACAUAAGAGCAUCAGUCGAUUGGAGUCAUGCUCCCGUCGUAUCCUUGGGCUGGCUGGGGUCGAGGGCGAUUCUGCAUGCCGACCUCGCAUUUCGUUCCUAUGUCGUCGAUGGCCAGGGUAUCGCCCACUACGUCCAGCAUGACCGCAAAGCCCUCCAUGUGGGAUUGGGAGAGAAAGCUGCCCCCAUGGAUCUCACGGCUCGGUAUUUCCAAGUGUCCGCCACAGAUUGCUUCGGGUACGAGGCAUACGCUACAGAUCCCAUGUACAAGCAUAUGCCGUUAUUGAUCAAGGCCACUCGUCACGGCUGCGUGGCAAUGGUUUCCACGAGCCAUAGUCGAGGAUCGUGGUCUGUUGGCUCAGAGAUCGAUGGUCUCUGGGGACACUUCAAGGUCUAUAGGCAAGACUAUGGAGGCCUCGAGGAGUACCUGAUCAUGGGACGCACCUUGAAGGACGUGGUUCGCAGCUAUGCAGAACUGGCCGGUUUCCCACUUCUCGCACCUCGUUGGGCGUACGGAUACUUGAGUGGGGGGUAUCGAUAUACGAUGAUGGACGAUCCGCCUGCUUACCAGACGUUGCUCGACUUCGCCGAGAAGCUGAAGGAGCAUGACAUCCCCUGCUCCGCGCACCAGAUGAGCUCGGGCUACUCCAUCGCCGAGACAGAACCCAGGGUGAGGAAUGUGUUCACGUGGAACAAGCACCGGUUUCCUGAGCCCGAAAAAUGGACUGCCCAGUACCACGCCAUGGGAAUAAGACUCUUGGCCAAUAUCAAGCCGUUUGUCCUGGCCUCGCAUCCUGACUACCAGUACCUGGCCGAGAAUCGAGGCCUGUUUACAGACCACCGAAACGGAAAAGCAGCGGAAAUGCGUUUGUGGAGCGCCGGCGGUGGUGAAAGCGGUACCGGCAGCCAUCUCGACUUUUCUUCUGCGGCGGCGUAUGAAUGGUGGGCCCGCGGCGUGGAGAGAUUAAGAGGCCAAGGGAUUGAUGCAAUGUGGAAUGACAACAACGAGUACACUCUGCCCAACGAUGAAUGGAAGCUGGCUCUAGAGACGGUCCCCAAAGCCAAAGGUAACAUCAACAACAACCAGGGAUCGGAUAACGUCGGACUCUGGGGCCGUGCCAUGCACACCGAAUUGAUGGCCAAAGCUUCAUAUCAAGGUCUCCUCCGAGCAGAGCCUGGGGUUCGACCCUUUGUCUUGACGCGAAGCGCCAGCAUCGGGACUUUGCGGUAUGCUUGUAGUUCUUGGAGUGGUGACAAUAUGACCAGCUGGGAAAGCAUGAAGGCGGCCAAUGCAAUAUCUCUCAACGCAGGUCUAAGUUUGAUGCACUGCUAUGGCCACGACAUUGGCGGGUUUGAAGGGCCGCAGCCUUCUCCUGAGCUGUUGCUCCGCUGGGUCCAGCUGGGAUGCCACCAGAUCCGCUUUGCCAUCAAUUGCUUCAAGACAUCUCCCCAAGACAACCAAGCCGGAGAGGUCAUUGAGCCCUGGAUGUAUCCGGAGAUCACGCCCAUGAUCAGGAAGGCAAUCAAAAGACGAUACGAGAUGAUGCCCUACAUCUACUCACUCGGCCUAGAGAGUCACCUGACAGCAAGUCCCCCCCAGAGAUGGAUUGGUUGGGGGUAUGAGUCUGACCCAGAGGUGUGGACAAAAGCCCUCAAGUCUGGCGAAGAGCAGUAUUGGUUUGGAGACACGUUGCUGGUCGGUGGUGUGUAUCAGCCUGGUGUCGAUACGGCCAGAAUCUAUCUCCCACGCCGUGCUGAAGAAGGAUUCGAUUAUGGUUACGUCAACCUCAAUGCGCCGUAUGAGUAUCAUGCGUCUGGCCAGUGGGUAUCUGUUUCGUCGCCCUGGAGGGAGAGCAUCCCAAUCUUCGCCAAAAUCGGUGGUGCGAUUCCCAUUGGUAAAAACGUACAAACACGAAUGCCCAGCGAUACCAAGCCAGACUGUAAAACUCUUCCUGAGGACGACUACAGGGGCCUCGAAAUAUUCCCGCCCAGAGGAAGCUCUCAUGGGAGAAGCUUCACCAGCUCUUGGUACGAGGACGAUGGCCUCUCUCUUCAUCCGGACAUCUCAUCCUUCAUGGUGUCAUACAGCUCCACGGAUGAAAAAGUGACAGUUCAACUUGCUGCUGGCGCGGACAAUGUCUUCAUCCCGCCAUGGAAAGAGGUAGUGUUCAUCUUGCCUCGAGGAGAUCAGAGAUAUGUUGAAUCGGCCAGUGGAGCCACGAUGGAGCGGAUUGCAUCACAAGACUGUGGGAGGGUUCGGUACAAGAUGCAAUUUCCUAGCACCAAGGGGGUAAAUGGCCCGGCGCUGUGCAAUGGACAUGGUCAGUAG